Drosophila eugracilis is the source of this 3293-nucleotide messenger RNA. It is a transcript of the gene rt, whose product is annotated as protein O-mannosyltransferase 1. Bases 449 to 3121 code for a protein of 890 amino acids. The record is from RefSeq and is a predicted model, not a curated record. NCBI's taxonomy places the organism in Eukaryota, Metazoa, Arthropoda, Insecta, Diptera, Drosophilidae. Gene Ontology annotation, molecular function: dolichyl-phosphate-mannose-protein mannosyltransferase activity. The transcript has 4 exons. Gene Ontology annotation, biological process: protein O-linked glycosylation via mannose. Gene Ontology annotation, cellular component: membrane; endoplasmic reticulum.
CAUUGCGUCGCGAGAUCUUUGCCGUGAAGGUUGUGGGCCGUGAUACGUGUUGCCGGGAAAGAAUAGUUACAUAUUUUACUUCCGUGAGUUUGUGUUUGUGGGAACAAUUCGGUAACGAAACUUUCUUCAACAGCUGGCCAUCAUUUGUAUGCAAAUGCAAAUCGGCUAAGAAGGCAGCAAAAGGAAGAGGAAGAACCACCGAGACAAGUGGAGUGUAGAAAGUGCAAAACAGGUUUUUUUUUAUAUGUUAACGAAGGCAAACGUGGCAAUAUAAGAAAUUAACACCACAAAAAGUGAUCGCUGGAUUAUCUCAUGUUCGACGACUGCUAAUUGAUCAGUGAAAGUGGGUAGAAAUCACAAAAUACAAUGCGCGGAAGAAAUGCCCGCUAAAUAUCGAUGAGCAAGUCGCACGCUAAAGCAAAAAUAAAAACAAAACGAGGAAACCGCUAUGUCUGCCACCUACACUAAUACAAUUACACAGCGUCGCAAGGCGGCCAAAGUGAAUAAUAAACAACCACAACAACAAUGGGCGGCCAGCGAUUUCAGCGGCGAAGCAAACGAAAGACUUCACUUUCGCAGCCGUUCAACAAACUCAAAAGCAACAACAACACACCCAUUUGCCAAAAACUCACCUUCACCACUGUGCUGUAACGGUGCUCUAACGCUGCUUAAUUGCUGCGUCGACGUCAACUGCCAUUUGAAUGCGCCGCUCCGUGGUAGCGUUAGCCGGCAUACGACACCAACUCCAACGCCGACUGCAACGCCAACGCCAACGCCAACAGCAACGCCAAAACAAUCCUCCCCCUCGCCAAACUCCGAUCGUUCGCGCUCCCUCUCACCAACGCCUUCUCGUUCUCGUUCGCUCUCCUGCCAUAAACGCAAGCAAAAGAGCAGUAUAUCAGCAGGAGGUGUCGCUGUUGAAGAAGAGAGAGAAACCGCUAAUACAAGUUCGCCGCCUUUUACCGUUAACCUGAAGAUCGAUCUCUUCAGUUGGGCUCUCUUUCUCUUGGCCUUCGGCACGCGUUUCUACAAGCUGGCAACGCCGCCGCAUAUUGUGUUUGAUGAACUGCAUUAUGGCAAGUACAUCUCAAUGUACCUGCACAACAUCUUCUUCUUCGAUCAACACCCACCGCUGGGCAAACAGCUGAUCGCCGGACUGGUCAACCUGGCCGGCUAUGGAGGCAACUACACAUUCACCCAGAUUGGGGAGCCCUAUUCGGCGGAUUUACCAAUUUUCUGGUUCCGAUUUGUGCCAGCCAUGUGCGGAAGUCUUUUGGCUCCCUCUGUUUAUAAGCUACUGCUGGAGGCAAAGCUGAGUCGUUGGUCAUCCGCUUUGGGUGGACUGCUCGUUGUCCUGGACAACUCCUUGUUGACACAAUCCCGUUUUGUUUUGAUGGAAUCAAUGCUGCUGCUGGCCACCACAUUGGGCAUCACUUUCUUGCUACGCUUUCAACGGUGUCGCCUGGGCAGUCUUCAGUGGUUUGUCAGUGGAGCGGCAGCCGCAGUCUUCUUGGGAGCAGCUGGAACAAUAAAGUACAUCGGAUACCUGGCGUUGGGUUUAGGCUUCUAUCUGCUAUGUCGACGCUUGUGGCAGCUUCUCUACGAUGCAAGCUUGACCGAUCGCCAGCUUUGGAUGCACGCCAUUAGUCGUCUGCUGAUCUUCGUUGGUAUUCCAAUCGCUGUCUACAUCGGAGUCUUCUAUGUCCACUUUAAAACCCUCUAUCGGGCUGGACCACAUGACAGCAUCAUGACAAGUGCAUUUCAAGCCUCACUGGAAGGUGGACUGGCUUCGAUUACACAAGGACAACCAGUGGCAGUGGUUCAUGGAUCCCAAAUUACUCUGCGCCACACCCAUGGUCGCACCUGCUGGCUGCACUCGCAUGCAGCCGUAUACCCAGUGCGCUAUCCAGACAAGAGAGGCUCCUCGCAUCAGCAGCAGGUCACUUGUUAUUCUUUCAAGGAUGUGAACAACUGGUGGCUGGUCAAGCGCCCGAAAAAGGAAAACCUGGUGGUUGGAGACAAACCAGAUGUUAUUCGACAUGGUGACAUUAUCCAAUUGGUCCAUGGAAUAACCAGUCGAGCUUUGAAUUCGCACGAUGUGGCUGGUGCAAUGACACCGCAAUGCCAGGAGGUCAGCUGCUACAUAGACUACGAGAUCAAGAUGGCAGGUGAACUGUUGUGGCGUGUGGAGAUCCUAAAUCGGCAAUCCACGGGCAACAAAUGGCACGCCAUUAAGUCUGAAGUAAGACUCAUUCACGUGACCACGGGUGCUGCUUUGAAAUUCAGUGGUCGCCAACUUCCGGAUUGGGGCUUUAAUCAGCAUGAGGUGGUGGCAGAUCGUGAAAAGUCAGUUCAACCGGAUACCAUUUGGAAUGUCGAAGAGCACCGCUAUACACAGACUGAGGACCAUCGGGAACGGGAGCGCCAGCUGCUGACUGCCGAGAUGAUACCCACCCACCGUACACGCAUUUCUUUCUGGGCCAAGUUAAUGGAGCUACAGUCUAAGAUGCUCUUCCAUACAAAAUCUUUGUCAAGUCACAUGUUCAGCUCGAUGCCGCACGAGUGGCCGUUGAUGGAUAAGGGCAUCGCCUACUGGUUGGACUCUGAGUCCAGUGCUCAGAUUUAUUUACUAGGAAACAUUCUCAUCUGGUACACGGCCACCACGGGAAUAGUUGUUUACGCCGCAUUACUUGCCUUCUACGCUGUACGACGACAACGUCUUUGUUUCGAUAUUUCGGAACAGGAGUGGCAGCGAUUCCUUGUUGCCGGCGAUACUUUCUUCGUGGGUUACCUGAUACACUAUUUGCCGUUCUUCUUUGUGGAUCGUACACUCUUCCUUCAUAAUUACUUGCCAGCUUUUGUGUUUAAGUUACUGCUAUUAUGCUAUGUCAUUGAGCAUUUGGAUUAUCUACUAAGGCGCUUCUGCACCGGACGUGGUGUCCACAUAGUGCGUGUGUAUCGCCUCAUGUUAAUCGUUUGGUUGGUCUGCGUUCUCAGCAUUUUCUCAAAGUUUAUACCAUUAAGUUAUGGAACGAGUAAAAUGACUACAAAACAGGUUCGCAGCCUGCGUUGGAAGGACUCCUGGGACUUUAUCCUGCACAAAAAUCAUAACCUGCACUGAAAAACCAUAUGCCAUCUCCGCGGCCAGAGAGACGUGCAAUGAUGUACUUUUAACAUGUACAAUAGACUAGAAGACCUAGCUAAAGUUGAACUAUUACUAAGCCAUAAAUUAUUUGACAUGUAAACAUACUCAUUUGCAAGACCAAUUAAAACAAUUAUUUAUUUAUUUAAAA